This is a messenger RNA of Parathielavia appendiculata, 2611 nucleotides long. RefSeq lists its product as uncharacterized. The transcript is spliced from 3 exons. The record is from RefSeq and is a predicted model, not a curated record. Lineage: Eukaryota; Fungi; Ascomycota; Sordariomycetes; Sordariales; Chaetomiaceae. The coding region runs from base 88 to 2427 and encodes 779 amino acids.
CGCCGUCCUACUGCGUCUGCUCAACGCAGACAACUCCCGCAAAGACAUUAUCGCCAACCUCGCCCUGGUCCCGCUCACAGACGGUAAAUGGAUGGCUGCCAAGGGAACGGACCUCUAUUUCCCUUCGACCAAUACCGGCGACUUGCAGUUACCGGCCGGCAUUCCGGCCCACGCGAUCAAAUUGCCAGAGCGUCAGAGUUCACACCGAGUCGAGCUCUUCAGGGAACUGGGCGCCGUGGACGCCGACAAGACCGAGCUGUGCAACUUCGUAAUCAAAUCCCACGUGGGGCCUCCGAACCCAGAGCUAACUGUCAGGAGAUGGUGUCCCACUUUGUCUUUCUCUAUCGCGCCGACUGGAGGCCGCGCAAGGAGGACGCGCCGCCGGCUUUGUGGUGCGUUGGAGACGACGGCGAAAAAUACAGGCUUUCGACCGUUUACAUUCCGUCCACACAAGAUCCCUACUCGGCCAGCUCAAUUGCCCGGCGUACCGAAAUUUCACUGCGGUUCAUCCACCGCCGAUACAUUGACACUUUCCAAAAGCUUGAGCCAGACGGUCUGGAUUGGCUUGAGAACAGUCUCGGAAUUGCCAAGCUCAUCCGCCUGGCGCAGACAGGCGGCUUCUGGGGCACCAGCAUUCACGUUGAUUUCAAGCUUCUACUAGACAGGAAGCCUUUCGAAGCCCUCGGCCUGUUGCGGUUCCACUGGGCUGACUAUUCCCCUUGGUUCGAAACCGAAACUGGUACAGCGCACCACGAAAAGCAACACCCAGCCCGUCAGGUGUUGGAGCGGCGCGAGCCCCUGAUCCAAGCAAUUCGCCGAACACAGGUCCCGUGCCACGGCAACGACGCUGCCAAACUCUCUGAGAAGGCCCUUCCGCGAGAGAGCCUCCUCGCGCUCGUGGACACGACGAGCAGCGGCACCGCGCCGGGUCUUCCGGAAUGCGAACCCUCAAGCUUAGGGUGCCGCAUCUGUCGCUUUUUCAAAUCCGUCAUCUCGUUUCCCAAGAAACGGUCGACAGGGCCCAUCCCGCACGACCGACUGCUAAACAUAGCGCGUCCUGAGGACGGCGAGUGGGAUUUCCUGGAGAAGUUUGGUGUGGUGGUCAAGCCGGCCCCGCUGAUGUUCAUGGCACACUUUCGACGCUUGAGGGGAUCCAGGGUCACCCACAAACAGAUAAGCGGGCUGUAUGAGCAGCUUGAAAAAUGUGUGAACGGGGUUCCAGGUGACGGAAAAAGCUCCAAGAUUAACAUGGAGCAAAAGGCCGAUUUGACUGAGAAAAUACGGAAGCUGUUCCGAGAAGACAAAUCCAUUUCCCUGCCGCCAGGGUCAGGGAGAUCCGUUGGUGAGUGGGUAGGGAACGGGACCUGUGUUUGGGACGGACCCGAGUGUCUGAGACACGUCCCGCGGGUUAAGGAUCUUUACGGAAGUCGGCAGAUGCUCUUUCACUCCAUCUUCGGCAUGCCUCUGGCAGACCUCGUCACUCUACACGAGGAAGCCCUCCACAUGGUGCCAUCCGAUACAAAUCACAUCGUCUCGGUCCUCUCAACCAUCUCAAGAUAUCUGGGACGUCCUCAGACAGGCUCCGGUUCGGUUCCAGACUUGUCGAGUUGUGCCUUGUUCCCCGUGAUCCCGGCCAUCGGCGACCAGCAAGAAGCAGGGACCGUGUUACGAACGUCCAGAGACAGGAUCUGCUGCAUCCCCAAGUCCCAACUACAUCGAGAUUCUCUUCUGGGAGUGGUCGAUAUGUCUGUUCUUUCCUCAGAGGAGUUCAGCGCUAACGCGUUGCGGACGUUGCGAGAACGCCUGGAUCUAGGAUCCCAUUUUGUGUCCAAGUUACAGAAGGGAAAGGCCUCAGAGGUGGGCAGCGCCCAGCAACAUCCAUCUUACGAAAGAAGAUUGCGGGAUAAGGCACCAUACAUCUCCGAGCUUAUCCCGAACACACUAAGCAGGGAGACGAUUCAGAUCAAGAAAGAGUUGCUCGCCCAUGCUCGGGCUUACGCUUCAGAUCGUAUCGACACGAGGCUGAUUUUUGAUGUCGAUGGCUGUGAAGUCCUUGGCGCGCCUAUCAUGAGCGAUACGUACACCCAAGUCACCGAGAGUGGGAUCUUGGAGCUGUACCUCGUUGCCGAUGCCCAUGCUCUGGAGUUGGGAUACCCGCCCGUGGCGCUCAUCGAGGUCUUGGCUGAGCUUCUUUGCAUGCCUGUAAGAUCCGAAAAUGACAGGGAGUUGCUUACAAACAUUCUCUACGUGCAUGAUAACCUUCUCAUCAAGAAGGAGCUCGAAACCCGGAAGGGGCGGAUUCCUUCGGCGCCCCGCCGAACAGCCGGUACUCUGAAAGUACACGAAACAAAGCGUCAGGAGGAGGCCGAGGGUGACAUUGGAGACAAGGGCGUUGGAUCCACACAGCACAUCGCCCCUGUGAUCUAGGAGGCCACAGGCGGAGCCCAGAGCGAAGCACCCAGCCCAGCUGAGCAAGUAACCCCCUCUGAACACCUGAUACCCACGACAGCAAAUCCCCUCUCACGACUUAACAAGGAGAGGAUAACUGGGCCACCGCACUUGGAUUCUGAAGGGCCCGAGAAGACAGCGUCGCAACCAGUACCAGUUGGGG